Messenger RNA from Aspergillus affinis, 591 nucleotides. RefSeq lists its product as uncharacterized. The record is from RefSeq and is a predicted model, not a curated record. NCBI's taxonomy places the organism in Eukaryota, Fungi, Ascomycota, Eurotiomycetes, Eurotiales, Aspergillaceae. The transcript is spliced from 2 exons. Bases 1 to 591 code for a protein of 196 amino acids.
AUGCCUUUGAGUUUUUCUAUCCGGACUCAAGAAGUGGAGGAGCUUCAGGGCCAAAUGUGCUCUGUUUCGGUCGAUCUCAGUGAGGACACCUCUGAACUUCCGGCCUACAGCGAGCUCCCCUUACCGGUUUCGCGAGAUUUGGCCCGUCGGACCUUCAAUGAUCAUCCUGACUACGAGCUUUACUACGCAUCCGGCUCUCUGACCGCUCCCGCUGUAACGCUGGUUCUCUCUGUUGUUUCUCUUUCUCUUUGGUGUCUCAUACGGGCGUGCACAUUUAACGGCCUGGAAGACCUGGGGUUUUUGCAGAUUUCCUUUUACCCUUGGGGCUUAACACCUUUGGUAUUGACUUUUUGCAUCUUCUAUGGUAUCCUUUUCUCCUUCAUGGUCGCUACUAUUGUAUCGAAAAAGCGACGUAAGGGAGAGGGUCCUAGCUUGCUUGUGCGAUCACUACCUGUGAUAAACAUCAUUUGCUUGACUGGUGCCGCUUUUGUGAUGUUUGCCUUUGGGGUUUCCGGGCCUUACCCCGGUUGGACCGCCCUUGGCGUGGCUGGUUUGUACGUCCUUUGCUCAUUGUUUGCUUCAGCCCAGUGA